AAGUAUUUGCUGUACAUCGACGGUUCAUUUUUAAAAUCCCUCUGACAAUCAUUUCAACGAGCCAUCUUUACCAUUAACUGUAUGCUCUGCUAUCGAAGAUUUCUCAGCAAAUAACAAUGGGUAGGCCUCCGGCUGUUAUCAUUGUUGUCAGACAUGGUGCUCGCCUCGAUCAAGCAGAUAAUCAAUGGUACCUCACAACUCCGACUCCAUACGAUCCGCCUCUUACAUAUGGUGGAUGGUCGCAAUCAAGAGCUCUCGGUGCCCGUAUAGCUAACAUCCUACGAACUCGUGAGACGGACGAUGAGUUUGUUGGUCGAGAUGUUCAAAAUGGAGGUAAAAAUAGAAAGAGAAGGCACAAAGUUAUUAUACAUACCUCGCCAUUUUUGCGCUGCGUCCAGACAUCAGUUGCCAUAAGUUCUGGCCUCGCACAAAACCCGGGUCAUACACAUCACUCUCAGCGAUCCCCUUCCACACAUUCCCAGCACAAAAGUUCGCAGAUGCACUCGUCACCCAGAGUCCGCCCGACUACAUCGACAGACUCGCCUAGACUAGCCCCACUCCUGGAGACUACGACUAUUGCGUCGAGUUCGAGUAACAAGAUUAUCGGGCAAACUGAAAACAUAAAAAAAUCGAUAGUACGAGUUGAUGCGUUUCUCGGAGAAUGGCUGGCUCCGGAUUACUUUGAACAUAUCACUCCGCCCCCAAGCUCUAUUAUGAUGGUAGCCGGUGCUAAAGCCGAUCUGUUACGAAGAGAGGAUCACAAUAGCUUGAUACAUGUGCGAGACUUCUCCGCCCAAGGUUCAUCCUUCCAACCUUUUCCGGGUGGGUGGGGAAGUCCUAUUACAGCCGAGAAAAAAGAUUUCCCAUCAGUGUCGAGUUUGAGCCAUGCGCUACCCAGAAGAGAUCGAACAAGCAGUUUGAGUAGCGUGGGAAGUGAUGGAAGUCGUCAAGGCUUGAAGGCCGAUGGUAAUCUACCCACUUCUGAACACGGCAUUUAUCAACCGCCUGUUCCGAGUUAUGCAAUUUCUACAUCUGAUCCUAUACCACCUGGAUAUGCUACGCACGCUAGAGAUGCAUGUGUUGAUGUUGAUUAUCAAUGGGACAGUAUGCGCGAGCCUUUGAGUUGGGGAAAUGGUGGUGAAUACGGUGAAGAAUGGCCCUCGAUGCAUAAAAGAUUCCGCAAAGGCCUCCACAGCAUGUUAGAUUGGUAUAAUACUAGUGUGAAUUUUGAUAGAAUGGCAACCAAGACUCCUUCUAGCCCAGAGCUUGGAAAGCACUUUUCCAUUGACGAAGAUCAUGAAGAUGAAGAUACGGAUUUGGUCCUUAUCCUGGUCACUCAUGGCGCCGGAUGCAAUGCACUCAUUGGUGCCUUGACUAACCAACCCCUUUUAAUGGACGUCGGAAUGGCAUCGUUAACUAUGGCCGUCCGGAAACCUACACCCGAAGAGAUCCCCGUUUCCUCCCCCGGUGCAACAUCUAAGGCACAUUCUCGUACAAAUUCGAAGAAUUCAUUAAUCGCAAACGAAUAUGAUAUAAAACUGUUAGCAAAUACAGAGCACCUUCGAUCUACUCCGAAUAGUACUGUCUCUUCCCGCAAUCCUUCUAUCGCAAAUCUGUCUACAUUCCGUGAACGUCAGCCUGCAGAUCCAAAUCGUUCCACGACUAUGAACUCCAGUCUGGGCAGUAUCAGAAGAACAGCAAGCAUAGCGAGUUCUCAGCCUCGCACGUUUACACCGGCCAGGCAAUCAUCUAUUGGGCUCUGGAGCGCCACUCCUCCGCUUAGGGAAUCCGUCGAUGAAAAUGAUGACACGGAUGGUGAUAGCAUGAUAUUGAAUUUUGGAGAUGAUGGAACAAACGCGAAAACACAAGUCUCAUCGACAUCGACUUCGGCAGUUGAAGAAGAUAAUAAAGCAACCGUGGCGAAGAACCAAGAGAUAGAAAUAAGUGCAGUAGAGGAAGAUGAAGUUGCUCCCUUGGGAUUAUGGGGUUCACCAAGACUACAAGCAAGUUCGGGCCCAGCUGUAGAUCCUGGACAUGCGCCAAAGAGAAGGUGGACUGUUAAUGAAAGAUCAUGAUUGUCCACUGACAUCAAGGAACGAGGUCUUUCAAUAUGCGAAUGGAGAGGAAGAAGACAAGAGAAAUAUCACCCGGGAAUUGACUGUACCAAAGAAUGGAUGGAUAGCUCUUCUUGCGCCUAGGGUAGGGUACGGUACGGAUGGAUGGAUGGAAGAAUAGACUUUUGUGAACUUUUAUUAGUUGAUCAUUUUCAUUGGAGCGUGGCGUGGGCGUACGGUGUUCAAUAGGUUUAAAUGGGACAACCAAAAGUGUGCACGGAUAUGAUAGCAUGCAUGGCUGAUCCAAACGAUUUUCUGUAAACAAGAGCUUGCAAAUGGUCUGAGGAACGAUAUGCUGGGAACAUCGACUGGAUGGUUUUUGGCCAUUACAUAUGUUAAUUAGGAUAAGGAUCACUAGUAUAGCUUGGACGCAGGGUUAUCUUUCCAACCAAAUGUUA
Molecule: messenger RNA, 2512 nt
Organism: Botrytis deweyae
Lineage: Eukaryota; Fungi; Ascomycota; Leotiomycetes; Helotiales; Sclerotiniaceae
Exons: 2
Coding region: 117-2075 (652 amino acids)
Source: RefSeq, a predicted model, not a curated record